AUGAAUUUAUGGGGGAGAGGUUCCCCACGAUUUCCAUUUAUUCAGCCUGUUCAGGGAACGGUUGACUUUGCUACAUAUGAACAAUUUCCUUUUCAAAAUCCUGCAUGGGACGUAGCACAUCCAGCAUUUGCCCAAAAUUUAUGUGCUCCUGUUACAACUUCCGAAAUAUUUUAUCCGGAUCGUAAUGAAGGAGUAGCACAAAAUUGGAAUCAAAGUGAAUCAUCUCCAAAACAAAAUAAAGAUGAUGCCAAUAAAAUGCCCAGGCAAGGAUUUUGGCAAUUUAAAAAUACUACAGAAUAUGAUGAUGAAAAUAAUGAGAAAAGUAAAAAAGACUUUAAAGAUGGAAAAGGAACUCAAUAUUCCAGUUCUGAAAGGAGGUCUGAAAAGCGUGAUAGAAGUGAUAAACAUCGUGAUCGGGAAGAUCGUGAUAAAGAAAGAGAUAGAUCUGGACAUAGGUCUCGUGAUGACAGAAAUUCUUCCAAAGACAGAAGGGAUUCUGACUCUAGACGCGAUUCUCCUGACAGACGAGAUAGACGUGAACAUUCUAAUGACAGAGACUGGAGAUCUAGUGAAAGAGAUGGAGUUUUGAAAGAAAAAGAAAAAAGAAGUAGGGAAAGGGAUAGAUCUAAAGAUAGGAGAGAUAGAGACUCUGUGGAAAAAGAUCAGUUUGGUAGAAAUUUAUCAAGGAGUAGUCGAAGAGGGAGUCGUGAACGGAAAGAAAGAUCACCAAAGGAAAAGCGUAAAAGAAACGACGACGGUGACGGUCACAGACGAAGAGAUGAUAUUCGUCAUAGGGAUAGGGACAGAGAUCGAGAUGAUGACGGUCCAUCUAAAAGGCAUAGAGGAAAUGAUCCUGUGGAUUCUAAAUUCAGUCUUGAAGCAGCUAAUUAUAAAACUCAAACUCCUAAUGAAACUGUUAUGAUUCGAGGUUUAGCUCAGCACAUAACUGAAAAUGACAUUCGACAAGACAUUCUUCAGUGUGGUAUGAUGCCCAAAGACAUUCGUUUGAUACGAAAGAAAGAAACAGGUGCGUCGAGAGGGUUUGCAUUCGUGGAGUUUAACAGUACGGAAGAAGCGCGCUAUUGGAUGGAGAUGAAACAGGGUGUUUUGAUGUUUCAAGAUCAAUAUCGUGCUAUUAUGCAGUUUUCCAUUAUCAGCAACGACAAUAUGCCCUCAUCCGUGUGGAUGCCUCCGACAGAUUGGGAUUGUCCUAAAUGCUUCGCCCAUAACUUUAAAAAAAGAGUGUCUUGUUUCAAGUGCCAUGCUCCAAGACCGGAAGUUAAUGAUGGUUUAGAUUGUACCAAUGAAAUUAGCCCCCAUCCGACUACUAAAUUGUUAUUGAGAAAUUUGGAUGUUUUAACCAAUGAAGAAACAUUGUUAAAAGAAAUAAGUAACGUUUCCAGCAUACCAAUUCAAUCUUGCCAAAUCGCUAGAGAUUCUCUUACCAAUUUAUCACGGGGCAUAUGUUACCUAGAAAUGAAAAAUGUUUUAGAAGCAAUUAAAUUGUAUAAUGCUUUAACGGCAACCGUUUUAAAUAUAGAAGGAAGGAAAGUGAGUGUAUCGUAUUGCAAAUUGCAUUUGGAUAAACCACAAGUACAACCCUCGGCAUUAACUCAGAACCAAUGGGCAGCCUGCGGUUUAUCCGAAACCGAUUAUAAACUGGAGGACGUUCCUCGUUUAGCGGAAUACAGUGCGCAAAUGUAUGCCACCACUCCUCAAGAACAUGCUGCUUACGUUCAAUAUUAUACACAGUAUUAUACCUCUCAAAUUCAACAGAGUGGUAAUCCCGUCCAGCAAGGCACCGGAACCAAUGCGGCUGCUGCAGUAGCUCAAUCGGCCAUUAAACAAGCUCAAUCGAAAAAAGCAGUCAUAUCUGCAGCUGCUGCUCCGGCUCCAACCGUUUAUUUAUCAUCCAGACAAUUAAUUGGAAAUACCAACAUAGGUGAACCUGAUGUCAGUUCAUAUAGUUACGACGAAACCUCGGGAUAUUUUUUCGAUCAACAUACCGGCUUAUAUUAUGAUGCAGCGUCGCAAUACUACUAUCACAGUCAGGAUCAAAUAUUUUUAUAUUGGGAUUCUGAAAAAAGAGCGUACAUGCCCGCGCCGACGGAUGAUAAAUCAGGGAAUCAAUGCAAAACGGCAACGGAGGAAGCUAACAAAGAUGAAAAGAAAAAAGAUAAAGAUAAGGAUAAAAAUCAAGAUAAAGUUAAAGUGGCCAAAAGAAUUGCCAAGGAUAUGGAAAGAUGGGCUAAAACACUGAAUCAGAAGAAAGAAAUUGCCAAAAUGAAUGCCGUUGCAGUUCAACAAGCAGCUGCAGCUGCCAAAGCUGCCAGCACCGCCGAUAUUGCUUUUGCUGUUCUCGAAAGAAAAGAAUCCUCCGUCAAUUUACCGUUCCCAGAAACCACGCAAGAACAAGUUGAACAUCCCCAAUCGAAUUUAGUUGCAUCUUACGGAGGAGGGAGUGAUAGCGAUGAAGCUCCGGAGGAAAAUCAAGCCGAAGACAAAUGUUACACGGAUUGGGUCAAGUUAGCUUGUCUGCUUUGUAAAAGACAAUUUCCGACGAAAGAAGCUUUGAUUAGACAUCAACAACUCUCGGAUCUACACAAGCAAAAUUUGGAAGCUUGGUAUUCCAGUCGGGGUUUGGACAAUUCUUCGCAAAGAAUGUAUCGAGAUCGAGCUAAAGAAAGAAGAGAAAAAUUUGGUAUUCCAGAUGAGCCCAGGCCCAACAAAUUAAAAGAAAAAUACUUGAAAGAAAAAGAAGAAAUAUACGAAGAACCGAACCGUGGAGGAAUACCUGCCGAAAACGUUGGUAACAAAAUGUUACAAAAAAUGGGUUGGACCGAAGGGAUGGGAUUGGGAAGAUCCAACCAAGGUCGAACCGAUAUAAUCCAAGCUAGUCAACGUGUUCCAACAGCGGGAUUAGGAUCAUCGGGUAGCAAUUUGGGAGUCGGAUCCGUCGGUAGUUCUUACAAGGAAAAUGUCAAACGUUCAAUGAUGGCCCGAUAUUCAGAAUUAGACGGUUAA
This is a messenger RNA of Pediculus humanus corporis (human body louse), 3024 nucleotides long. Its product is annotated as RNA-binding protein, putative. The transcript is spliced from 14 exons. The coding region runs from base 1 to 3024 and encodes 1007 amino acids. Lineage: Eukaryota; Metazoa; Arthropoda; Insecta; Psocodea; Pediculidae. The record is from RefSeq and is a predicted model, not a curated record. Gene Ontology annotation, biological process: mRNA splicing, via spliceosome. Gene Ontology annotation, molecular function: RNA binding. Gene Ontology annotation, cellular component: nucleus.